Sphaeramia orbicularis (orbiculate cardinalfish) is the source of this 5958-nucleotide messenger RNA. It is a transcript of the gene ppp6r2b, whose product is annotated as protein phosphatase 6, regulatory subunit 2b. The record is from RefSeq and is a predicted model, not a curated record. Gene Ontology annotation, molecular function: protein phosphatase regulator activity; protein phosphatase binding. NCBI's taxonomy places the organism in Eukaryota, Metazoa, Chordata, Actinopteri, Kurtiformes, Apogonidae. Gene Ontology annotation, cellular component: nucleus; cytosol.
UUUUGUUUCCUAAAUAUACUUUAUAAACUUAAACGUGGUUUAGUUUUUUCGGUCUGAAUAUGUUUGGUUUCAGGGUUGUCUAUGUAUACAACAGAUUUAACCUUUUGACAGCAGUUUUUUGGGACGCCUGAAAAGAAUUGAUCUUAUGUGGACACACAUUUGAUGGACAGCUUAACUUUUGAUUACGUUUUAUGUAUCCGCCAUUUUGAUUCUCAAAUCUGACAGAUUUUUGUUGCCUGCCUGGCCUACUGAAGUAUAAUUUGGACAGUGUCAACACAGUCGCUCGGUAGGCUAACCACCGUGUAACGGCAGUGUAAAUGACAUUGCAACCGGGGAAGGGGAGCAACGUUAAGCUAACAACGCAGUCAUGAACAGCCAGAUAUGGGCCUCCUGGUGACCUGACAGCCAAAGUCGCCGAGUUUCCUUCCAGCUUGUAAACGAGGACACGAAAAUGAUUGAUAAAAGCUAAGUGAAUCAGCCAGUGACGUCAGCCAUGUUUUGGAAGUUUGACUUGCACACGUCCUCUCACCUGGAGGCUUUACUGGACAAGGAGGACGUCACACUCACAGAGCUCCUGGAUGAAGAGGAUGUACUGCAGGAGUGCAAAGCAAACAGGAGACUUCUCCUGUUUUUAUGCCAGGACCAGUGCAUGCAGGAGCUGGUCUGUAUGAUUACUACAGAGCCCCCUGCUGGUGUAGAGGAGACCAAGCGAUUCAAGUAUCCAAAUAUAGCAUGCGAGGUGUUGACAUCUGAUGUGGGAGUGAUCAAUGAUAAAUUAGGUAAUGAGGAGCCUCUGUUGGAAACUCUGUAUUCGUUCCUGGAGCAGCCAUCACCGCUUAACCCCCUCCUAGCGUCUUUCUUUAGCAAGACAAUUGGAAACCUCAUCACACGGAAGACUGAGCAGGUGAUCAGUUUCCUACGACGGAAGGAGGGAUUCCUUUCCUUGGUCCUGAAGCAUAUUGAUACAUCAGCCAUGAUGGAUGUGCUCUUAAGACUUAUAAGCUGUGUGGAGCCACCCCCUCUUCGUCUUGAGACACUAACUUGGCUAAAUGAAGAGAAGUUGGCCCAGAGACUCAUAGAGCUCAUUCAUCCAGAGAGAGAUGAUGAGAGGCAGUCCAAUGCAUCUCAGACUCUGUGCGACAUUAUUCGUUUGAGCCGAGAUCAAGCCAAUCAGCUCCAAGAGAUGUCACAACCCGACCCUUUGCUGACUGUGCUGGAAUCGCAAGAGUGUGUGGAGCAGUUGUUACAGAAUAUGUUCUCAGGAGAGAGGAGUGAGAGCUGUAUCAUCAAUGGAAUUCAAGUUCUCCUCACAUUACUGGAGAUCAGGAGGCCCGUAGUGGAUGGUGUAAUGGAUGCUCAGGGAUUUGAAAGAAGUUACACUGUUAACAGCAGUAUUUUGUUGGCCAUCCAACCACACCUGAAACAUUUCCACCAGCUACUUCUAGACCCACCCAAGCGAAAUCCUAUGUUGACUACUCUGGGUGUGCUGGAGGAACCAUUGGGGAACACGCGGCUGCAUGUAGCCAGGCUAGUGGCCUCUCUGCUGUACACCAGCUCUGCCAGCCAUGCAGUAGUAGCACAGGAACUCUGCCGACUCAAUACAAUGGACAUGCUUCUGGACUUGUUUUUCAAGUACACAUGGAACAACUUCCUUCACCUUCAAGUGGAGCUCUGUGUUGCAGCCAUCCUCCGGCCCUGUGCCCACGAAAUGAGACUUCAGCCUGGUUUGGAAUCCCAGGAAAAAUUCAAGCCUCAUCAGGAUGAAUCACAAGAGCAGGCUUCAACUGAGACACAAACUUCUGAGCCCUCAGUCACUUCUGAAAACUCUGCACAUAAUUUAAUGGUGACUCAUUUGUUUCAGCACUGCCACCUUGUCCAGAGGAUUUUAGAGGCAUGGGAAGAGAAUGAUAAAAUGCAGUCUGAAGGUGGAAUGAGAAGAGGGUACAUGGGUCAUCUAACCAGGAUUGCCAACACAGUCGUCCACAACCUGGAGAAAGGCCCGGUUCACACCCAGAUUAGUAGUCUUAUCACAGAGCUGCCAGAUGACUACAGAGGGCGCUGGGAAACUUUUGUGGAUCAGACCCUGUCUGAGACCAAUAGGAAGAACACCAUAGACCUGGUUGGCUGUGGAAAUCCACGUCCUUCAUCAGAAGAUGACAUGGAGAGCCCCUUCCCUAAAGAACUCACCCUACAGCAGGCCUUUUCUGACUACCAGAUACAGCAGAUGACAGCAAACUUUGUGGAUCAGUUUGGCUUCAAUGAUGAAGAGUUUACUGAUCCUGAUGACAGCAUUGGGGCAACCUUUGACCGUAUUGCAGAGAUCAAUAUCAACAUUGAUCCAGGCCAUGACAGUGCUAAUUCGACUGUGUUUGAAGCCUGUUCCAAGGAUAGGAUUCAGCCAUUUGAUGAUGAUGAGGAAGACAUUUGGGAGGAGAAAGAGAUCAACUAUGCAACACAAACUAAGUCCCGUAACAGGUUUGGUGGAUCUCGGCCAUCUCAGAGCCAAGCAGUCAGUAAAAUCUGUGACAUAACCACAGGUUCUGUCACUGAGACCUCUGAGAAAGCAACAGACUCAGAUUCUGAAGGAGAGGAGUCUAAAGAUGAUCUGGAUCCUUUCUCAAGCCAGUCUGAGGCAGCAAAGAACACUGGCUGGGUAGCCGACUUUGGGGAAGUGAACUCAAAGGCUCCUGCACCCGGAGUGGGUUUCGCUGCCUGGGACAGUCCAGCAUCUCAGCCAGCUGCCACAGACACAGAAGAAAAAGGAUGGGCCAAGUUUACUGACUUCCAGCCAUUCUGUUGCUCUGAAACCGGGCCCAGAUGCAGCUCUCCUGUGGACUCGGAGCACAGCGGAUCCGACAGCACUAAACCAAACCAGAAUCCUUGUGGGUGGAGCGUGUGUGUGGCGAGGAAAGCUCCAUUAGUGGCAUCAGACAGCUCUUCCUCCAGCAGCUCAGACAGCGAUGAGGAAGAAGGGAAGACAGAGUCAUCAUCCACCACAGAGACCAUCACCACUGGUGCUGGCAAGGAGACCAUCCGACUCACUGUGGACGCCAAAAACGAGAGAGCGGUUUUCUCCAGUGAAGCAGACAAGGUGCCCGUAGAGGGACUCUCCAUCAAAGACAAAGGAAAAAGCAAGGAGGAGAAGGAGGGUGAAAAGGGAAAGAAACCUGGAGAUUUCCCCACUUCAGCUACCACCAGUCCAGCUAACCAGUCAGCUGCAGUUACACAGGAGAUGCAGCCCUCUGCUAAUGGACCAGCCUAAUGCUGCAUUACAGGUGUAAACAACAUGCUUAUCAUCAGUCCAUUCAACAUACUGGCACCUUCUUCCUUCUUCCAAUUACCAGUCCUCCUAAGCCCGUUUUUGUGCCCGAAGACAUGUAAGCAAUGGAAGAUCAUCAACGUUGAGGUCAGACAGCCAUUAGCAGCAUCUCUUCUGCACCUUCAUGGCAUAAUUUCAGCUGAAUUGUUUUAAAGAGAAAACUGUUUUAAAGAAAAUUUGGUAUUGCCAAAUCCCCAAAAGCCAAACUGUAUUCCUUCUUAACUUUUUCAAAAUAUAAUUUUCUCAUUGAAGGACAAGUAAAACACAUUUUAGAGGCACUUUAAUCCUAAGACACCCACAUCAGUCAGAUAGUGAAACUUUUAUUGAAGUCUGCAUCACACUUUUAGAUUGUUUGAGCAUGUCUGCUCUUUGGGCAUUAAAACACAGCCCAGUGAGUUUUUCUAGCAGAGCAUUUGACUGUUUACACUUUAGUAAAGACAACUGUAUCCAAAUAAUCAGCCAAGUUUAAAAUCGCCAAGAUGCUUGCAGGCCUGCUGCCAUUUGUUCUUUAGCAUUUCCAUACACUGUACAUGCCAGGCAGAUAUUGUAUGAGUGAUAUAAAUUUGGCUUUUCUUUCAUACAUGCUGUCAGAAUCAUUUCUCAAAAUAUGUUCAGAAUCUUUGCUUUGAUCAAAUGAAAAUCGGAUGCUUUUUUUUUGUUUGUUUGUUUUUUUUUUUUUAAAUUUGGGAGUAUCGUGUGCCAUUUCCUCUUCAAACCUCUGACAGAUCCAUGUAGUUUAGAGGUGUGUGCAUAGCUGUAUUUAUGUGUGUAGAUAUGCGCUUGUGUGUGUGUGUGAGCUCUGUCUGAGGUACAGAGUGUAUUCUCAGGUCAAAGGAGAGGUAUGCAGAUACAAAGAAAGCACACCUGUGUAACACACACACACACACACACAGCUUCAUACACACAUGUAUACACAGCCAUAUCUAUACACACAUGCAAAAAAAGUCAAUCACAAUACACAGUGAUGUGCACAUAAAAUCAUAUCACCCUCAGAGCUGUUUAAAUGUAAUAUUGUGAAAUUUGAACCUGUAUUAGGUUGUGGCUAUUCUUGGUAACAUGUAACGUAAUAUAAAUGUAAACAGUAUAUAUAAACAUUAUAUCUAUUUUUGGAAUAAAUCCAAUGUAUGGAAAGGCGGUUGUUUUGCAGGUUGCAAUGUGUGUAUUGUAUGUGUGUGUUGUACUGUUGAAAUGAGGCAAUAAUGAUGUCUGUAUUUCAGUUAAUAGCCCAGCAUCAGUUCCUGUUCCUUUGCUACAUUCUUCCUACAUGGAGGUUUAACAGUGUGCAUGUGUGUGUGAAUGAAAGCCAGUCUGCAGUAUGUCUUCCAUAUUAUUUACAUCAAGGAUAAUUAUGGUUUAGUACAACAAACAAACAAUACAACAGUCUUGAUUUUAAUUAUUUUGGUCAUAAUUUUUAUCGGUAAUAGUUACAUUGUGCUGAUCAUUGGGGAAAAAAAUAGAACAAACUUCCAAGUGAGCCUAAAUUUCUUAGAUGUGAUAAGAAAGGUCUCCUAACGAUAGAUGACAGUUUAAAAAUUGAUAUUCUCAUUCAACUUGACCUUAAACACAUUUAGAUUGACAUCUUUGAGUUUUACCUCUAGGUUAUGUAACUAAUUUGCUUUAUUUAUAACCUCUGUCUGUGUCACUGCUAAAUGAUAAUAAUGACAAAACAGCCUAAAUUGAAUCCAAGUUGUAAUAAAUUGGAAUUAUCCUUUCGGUUUACGUUUGCCAGUCAUGCUUUACUUUAUCUUCCUCCUCGUCUCUCUCUUUCUCAGGGCAGGAGUUGACUUUAAUUGCUUAUAUGCCUAUGGAACGAUUUACAUAGAUUGUUGUAUUUAUUUUAAAAGCACUUUUUUCAAGAAGCACUUUUGGUUUGUAUUUGGUGGAGCCAAGUGCCACCGUUGUUCCCUGCUCAAAGAGGCGGGAAUGUUUGACUUGAAUGAGUGAAUCAUAUAGAUACUUUAGAGUAUUUUCUCUUUGAUGCUUUUUGCCAAAGUGUGUCUUGUCACCAGUGUAUAACUGGGUUUCAUAUCUGUGAAGUAGCCUCCUUUCUUGCAGUGGUCGUAAAAGUGUGACAGUUUAUCUAAGGCCAUCUUGGUUUGAUCCCUCCUUCAUGUUUUUGUAGACUUGAAGAUGAUGGAAUCACAGAGAGGGAAAGUCCUGACCCUUCUCAUGUGUAUCAGGAGACCUCACUAUAGGAAAAAUAUGCCAAGAGGCAAAUCACUGAAUUAUGCCAUCAGUUACAUAUAUAAUGUUUGCUAAGCUCAGACAGUGUGUAUCAUAAAGAUCCUUAAACUUGGUUUUGUGUUAAGUGGAAAGCAUCGCUCUCACAUGAUACAAGUCACAGACACCAAAAUGGAUGUCACCUGUAUACAUUCCACCUUUGAGAAUGAGUGAAAAAAGUAUUAAAAGGAGGUAAAAAUCAGUCGUCAGAGAUAUAUUCAGCGGAUGAAUAGCCCAAGGAGAAAAAAAGUAAAGAUGACAUUACUUAAACACCUUUUGAGUGUUUAGUCAUUUCUAAUCACUCAGUCUGUCUCAUCAACAGUUUUAUGACAAAGUGUGACUAUGAAGCUUGUUGUAAAUUGCCAAAAAUCAUAUUAUUAUUAUUAUUAUUAUUAUUGGUGGCAUGAUUCAAACAGGAU